AUGAUAGUCUUCGGGGUCAGUUUGAAUUAUUCUUCUGCAGAAAUCGAUGCGCGUUUGAGCGGUCGAGGUUGCCAGAGUCCUAUUGUGGUCAGUUUAUUACUUCUGCUUUUGUUUCCUGGAGCUGCUUGUUUAAAAUUUUUGUCAAAGAACACUCUGAGGAAAACCGUUGGUCCCAUUGGAUCUGGGGCAGGGCGUCUGUGUAGUAAGCAAAACGCCGGUGGUUCGAUUCCAGCAUGA
Messenger RNA from Enterobius vermicularis (human pinworm), 237 nucleotides. Lineage: Eukaryota; Metazoa; Nematoda; Chromadorea; Rhabditida; Oxyuridae. The record is from the annotation of a GenBank genome assembly.